CAGGAGGAUGACCUGCUGCGGCAGCUCAUAAAAGAGUACGGCCCCAAGAACUGGUCCAUCAUCGCCAACGGCAUCAAGGGGCGCUCCGGCAAGAGCUGCCGCCUGAGGUGGUGCAACCAGCUCAACCCAGAGGUGAAGAAGGACCCAUUCAGCCAGUGGGAAGAUGCUGUCAUCAUCAUGGCGCACCAGAAGCACGGCAACGCGUGGGCCCGCAUCUCCAAGCUGCUGGUGGGCCGCACUGACAACGCUGUGAAAAACCACUGGAACAGCACCCUCAAGCGCAAGUACCAGGGUGGGUGA
Molecule: messenger RNA, 300 nt
Organism: Chlorella variabilis
Lineage: Eukaryota; Viridiplantae; Chlorophyta; Trebouxiophyceae; Chlorellales; Chlorellaceae
Exons: 3
Biological process (GO): regulation of DNA-templated transcription
Cellular component (GO): nucleus
Molecular function (GO): RNA polymerase II cis-regulatory region sequence-specific DNA binding; DNA-binding transcription factor activity, RNA polymerase II-specific
Source: RefSeq, a predicted model, not a curated record